Messenger RNA from Staurois parvus, 365 nucleotides. NCBI's taxonomy places the organism in Eukaryota, Metazoa, Chordata, Amphibia, Anura, Ranidae. The record is from the annotation of a GenBank genome assembly.
CUGGGGAGACCGGAUAUAGAGAAUGCAGGGUCUAGGGAGACCGGAUAUAGUGAAUGCAGGGCCUGGGGAGACCGGAUAUAGUGAAUGUAGGGUCCUGGGAGACCAGAUAUAGUGAAUGCAGGGUCCGGGGAGACUAGAUAUAGUGAAUGCAGGGUCCGGGGGGACCAGAUAUAGUGAAUACAGGGGUCCGGGGAGACCGGAUAUAGUGAAUGCAGGGUCCGGGGAGACUAGAUAUAGUGAAUGCAGGGCCUGGGGAGACCGGAUAUAGUGAAUGCAGGGUCUGGGAGACCAGGUAUAGUGAAUGCAGGGUCCGGGGAGACCAGAUAUAGUGAAUGCAGGGUCCGCGGAGACCAGAUAUAGUGAAU